GCGUUGCGGCCUCUCACGACAUCUAUACUAGCAGAGACAGUGGGGUUGAUCAGACAGAGACGUUUGGAAAGUCCAAUAUAUUCAUCCGUGGUUAAGGGUCUGGUCAGUCCGGGCCCGCUGCACCUUGUCGCCCUGGAGUAACAUGCUUCGUGUAAGCAGCCAUUACGGUCUUCGUGGACUUUAAGACAGGCUAUAUCGCAAUACAGUCUGUCAGGAGGGAAGUCGGAGUUUCCUUUUACGCUGUACAUGUAGCAGCUGCGGCACGCUAUAACGAACAACAGGCGUGGCUCCGCUCCCAUUGCACGACUGUGACGUCCUUCCACCGGGGUCUGCUGAAUGUAGUUCCCCAAACUGAGGCUCGGUGGCUUGCAGCCGUUGUUCAUCAACGGUUGGCAGGACCGUGAUUGAUGGAGAUAAGGAAACUAGUGGUUCUGUAGCCCCAAAAUUGAGCAAGACGAAAUCGUAAGCAGACAUGCUAAGGAAACAUCUCCGGACGCCCACCCAAACAGUAGCCAAUCAAGCCACCUCUAGGAAAGGAUAGACGGGUGAUAUCUCCGUGCACUGAACUUCCAACCGUCCGUGCAGUGAUGUACACGAGGUAAGCUCUGUAUCGUUGACAAUGUGGCUGUCGUGCACUGACCACGGCGAUUGACGCAAGGACCAUCCCCUGCAUCGAGCAAGAUGGAAGACCAACCUUUGAGCAUAUGAACGUUCUCUUUCCCUUGCAAGGUCAAAAUCAUUGCUCGAAACCUGCAUCGAAUUGAUCCCGGUUCUGAGGUUCAGGUUCGGCUCGCGAUGUGAUUCAAACAACAACAUGUUUUCCAAAUUGAUCAAACGCCACUCGUCCAAGCAUGAGCGGCCGCAAUGUUCGCAAAUCCUCAAGCAACGCAAGAUAGUCUUCUGCGACUGGGGUUUUCAUGGCCGGGAGGGAAACGAUGGAUGGACCUUCACAUAUGUGGACGAGGUGGAUUUCGACCCAGAAGAGGACUUGAGACCGUACACCAGAACAAGUCCCGACCAGUGUGGGGAGAUACUUGCAAAGUUCGUCAGUAAACAACUUCGAAAGAACCCGCGACUCAAAGAGUCUCAUGGCUGGCGGUUCGUCUGCUUGAUUGAGGACGGUAAAAAGAGACAAUUGCCCGUCAAGCGGCGCGAUAGGACGCCGAGGACGAUGCUGCUCUUUGAGAGAGAAAUACCGUGCCCUUGCGAAGGGAGACAGCAUCCAAUAGACGGGCUGAAACUUUGGCAAUCCGAAGAAACGGGCAACAGCGAAAAACAGCUCAAUGUUUCCAAGAAAGAAUAUGCAAUCCCGACACAGUAUCGAAGAAGACUCUCGACAAUGGACACUUUGCACGAAUAGACUGGCACAUGCGUGAACCAUAAAGAGUGAUCUCUGGGUUCUACAGGCAUUCAGCAACUUGGAGCUUUCGUGCUGGUCGAAGGGUGCCACGACAGCUCGUAGCAUGCGAGACAUGGCUUCAGUCUCGGAUCUCCCACCGCUUCCAGGGUAAUAUAUCCCAGAUCGUAGGGAGCUGAUGACUUAUGCUUGUGGUGGACAGGCACCCCGACGGAUGACAGAGGAGAACUUGCCAGUAAACAGCUUAGUCUGAUCCAAGCUGGCAACAUGAUUAUGACCGAGAUGACAAUACAACGAUGCGGAAUGAGAUCUGUAUAAGUCCACUGUGGAAAGUCCAGCGGUGGAGCCAUAGCAUGGAGUGAUUCUGGCGCCACGAUGUCAUGAACACAGCUUCUACUACGUAGCUCUGAUACAGCAGCAGCAGGUAUAGUACCUAAGGUCUUUCUGACGGUAUGAUAUGAAAGUAUGUUUUGGAAUACCAAUACAACUACAUAUUUAGGACUUGCACCUUUUUCCAUCGCAAUCGACCAUAGGAACAAGAAAACAGAGCUUCCCGUCCGCUCAGCUGCACUUAAGCUUGUUGCCGGCUAGUUAGUACUAAAGUGGGUGACCAUUUGGGAAUCCUGGCUGUUGAUUGUUUUUU
Molecule: messenger RNA, 2000 nt
Organism: Exophiala dermatitidis NIH/UT8656
Lineage: Eukaryota; Fungi; Ascomycota; Eurotiomycetes; Chaetothyriales; Herpotrichiellaceae
Exons: 2
Coding region: 815-1360 (181 amino acids)
Source: RefSeq, a predicted model, not a curated record